Messenger RNA from Alligator mississippiensis (American alligator), 10401 nucleotides. It is a transcript of the gene MYO7A, whose product is annotated as myosin VIIA. The record is from RefSeq and is a predicted model, not a curated record. The transcript is spliced from 49 exons. Bases 485 to 7117 code for a protein of 2210 amino acids. Gene Ontology annotation, molecular function: cytoskeletal motor activity; ATP binding; protein binding. NCBI's taxonomy places the organism in Eukaryota, Metazoa, Chordata, Crocodylia, Alligatoridae. Gene Ontology annotation, cellular component: cytoskeleton; myosin complex.
CUUUUUACACUUGCUUUUCCAGAUGGCCUAAAGGCAGAAUUGUUGAUUGCAGCUACUUCUGUUUCUCCUACUAAGGAUCACCCGUGGCUGGAAAGGCCAGGAGCGCAUUAAGUGAAGAAGGGGACUGUUCUCCAUUUGGGGUACAGGAUCCUCCAAGGCAAAGUAAUAUAGAAGAGACCACUCGCAAGCACCUGGUGAGCCAGGGGUAAAGCUUUACUUAAACUGAUAUCCGGCAACUCUUCUCUUAAGAGAGGAUCUUUGUUGACCACCUUAUUGUGAACCGGGAAAGAGAGUGUCCUGCAGCAGGAGGGGAUGGUUACAAUCGCUGUCCUGUAACAGGAGGGAGAAAGCCAGACAGCUGACACCCCUCAAGAUCCUGGGUUCCCUUCCCAGCGCGUGGACUAUAUAGGUAGGAGCCGGGGGAAAGGACCACAUUUUGCAGCAGCCUUUUGGGAAUGCUAAAGAGACCGAAGCCACCAGCAUCAUGCAGCCCUGCCCCGAGGAGAUGGACAGCCCAGAGAAAGACCAGGGCAAGUGGACUCUGCUCCGGAAUGUGAACCAAGCACUGAAACCCUCGACUCUCCUAUCGGGGGACUAUGUCUGGAUGGACCUCAAAACUGGCCGGGAAUUCGAUGUUCCCAUUGGCGCGGUGGUCAAACUUUGUGACUCCGGACAGAUCCAGGUGGUGGAUGAUGAAGACAAUGAGCACUGGAUUUCCCCUCAAAAUGCCAGCCACAUCAAGCCCAUGCACCCAACCUCGAUCCAUGGGGUGGAGGACAUGAUCCGUCUGGGCGACCUGAACGAGGCCGGGAUCCUGCGGAAUCUGCUCAUCCGCUACCGGGAGCACCUCAUCUAUACUAAUUGCGGCGGGAGGACGUAUACAGGAUCCAUCCUGGUGGCAGUGAACCCCUACCAGCUCUUACCCAUCUACUCGCCUGAGCAGAUACGCCUGUACACCAACAAGAAGAUCGGGGAGAUGCCACCACAUAUCUUCGCAAUUGCUGACAAUUGUUACUUCAACAUGCAGCGCAACAAUAAGGAUCAGUGCUGCAUCAUAAGUGGUGAAUCCGGUGCGGGGAAGACGGAGAGCACCAAACUGAUUCUCCAGUUCCUGGCUGCCAUCAGUGGGCAGCAUUCUUGGAUUGAGCAGCAGGUGCUGGAGGCAAACCCCAUAUUGGAAGCUUUUGGCAAUGCAAAGACGAUUCGUAAUGACAACUCCAGCCGGUUCGGUAAAUACAUCGACAUCCAUUUCAACAAGCGGGGUGCCAUUGAAGGGGCGAAGAUCGAGCAGUACCUGCUGGAGAAGUCCCGCGUCUGCCGACAGGCCCAUGAUGAGAGGAAUUACCACGUGUUUUACUGUAUGCUGAAAGGAAUGACACCAGAACAGAAAAAGAAGCUAGGUCUUGGGAGAGCCACUGAUUAUAACUACCUUGCUAUGGGUAACUGCACCACCUGCGACGGCAGAGAUGACAGUAAGGAGUAUGCAAACAUUCGCUCCGCCAUGAAAGUCCUGAUGUUCACGGACACUGAGAACUGGGAGAUCUCAAAGCUUCUGGCUGCCAUACUGCACAUGGGCAACCUGCGGUACGAAGCACGGACGUACGAUAACCUGGAUGCCUGCGAGGUUCUGCAGUCUGCAUCCUUAAUCACUGCAGCUUCAUUGCUGGAGGUGGAGCCUCAGGAUGUGAAGAACUGCCUUACUAGCCGUACCAUCAUCACCAGAGGAGAGACAGUCUCCACCCCGCUCAGCAUGGAGCAGGCACUGGAUGUGAGGGACGCUUUUGUAAAGGGAAUCUAUGGGCGACUUUUUGUGUGGAUUGUAGAGAAGAUUAAUGCUGCCAUUUACAGGCCUCCCUCCCAAGAACUCAAAAAUGUCAGGAGGUCCAUCGGGCUUCUUGAUAUCUUCGGCUUUGAGAACUUCACUGUGAACAGCUUCGAGCAGCUGUGCAUUAACUUUGCAAAUGAGAAUCUGCAGCAGUUCUUUGUGCGCCACGUCUUCAAGCUGGAGCAGGAGGAAUACAACCUGGAGAAUAUCAACUGGCAGCACAUAGAGUUCACUGACAACCAGGAUGCCCUGGAUAUGAUUGCCGUCAAACCCAUGAAUAUCAUCUCGCUCAUUGAUGAGGAGAGCAAGUUCCCUAAGGGUACAGAUACCACAAUGCUGUAUAAGCUGAAUUCCCAGCACAAGCUUAACACCAACUACAUUCCUCCAAAGAAUAACUACGAAACCCAGUUUGGGAUUAACCACUUUGCUGGGAUAGUCUACUAUGAAACAAAAGGGUUUUUGGAGAAAAACAGGGACACGCUCCAUGGAGACAUCAUUCAGCUGGUUCAUUCUUCAAGAAACAAAUUCAUCAAGCAGAUCUUCCAAGCUGAUGUGGCUAUGGGAGCGGAGACGAGGAAGCGCUCGCCGACGCUCAGCAGCCAAUUCAAGCGCUCACUGGAGCUGCUGAUGCGAACCCUCAGCGUGUGCCAGCCCUUCUUCGUCCGCUGCAUCAAACCCAAUGAAUAUAAGAAGCCCCUGUUGUUUGACCGGGAGCUGUGUGUUCGCCAGCUGAGGUACUCAGGGAUGAUGGAGACGAUCCGGAUCCGCCGAGCUGGCUAUCCCAUCCGCUACACCUUCGUAGAGUUUGUGGACAGAUACCGCGUCCUCAUGCCAGGGGUGAAGCCGGCAUAUAAGCAGGGGGACCUGCGUGGGACAUGCCAGCGGAUCGCUGAAGCUGUGCUAGGGAAAGAUGAUGACUGGCAGAUUGGGAAGACAAAAAUAUUCCUGAAGGAUCACCACGACAUGCUGCUGGAGAUUGAAAGGGACAAGGCCAUCACAGACAAGGUCAUCCUCAUCCAGAAGGUGGUGCGUGGAUUUAAAGACAGGUCCAAUUUCCUGAAAGUGAGAAACUCGGCCCUGAUGAUUCAGAGGUACUGGCGAGGACACAACUGCCGGAAGAAUUACGGAGCCAUGAAGAUCGGGUUCCUGAGGCUCCAGGCCCUCUACCGUUCACACAAGCUGCACAAGCAGUACCACAUGGCUCGUAGGCGCAUCAUCGACUUCCAGGCACAAUGCCGCGGUUACCUUGUGCGUAGGGCUUUCCGCCAUCGGCUUUGGGCUGUCCUCACGAUCCAGGCCUAUGCCAGGGGCAUGAUUGCCCGAAGGCUGUAUAAGCGCCUGAAGGGAGAAUAUCGCCGCCGCCUGGAAGCAGAGAAACUUCGGCUGGCAGAAGAGGAGCGUCUCCGAAAGGAGAUGAGCGCCAAGAAAGCCAAAGAGGAAGCUGAAAAGAAGCACCAAGUGCGCCUGGCUCAGUUGGCCCGGGAAGAUGCUGAGAGGGAGGUGAAAGAAAAGGAGGAAGCCCGCCGGAAGAAGGAAUUCUUAGAAAAGAUGGAGAAAGCCCGAAACGAGCCAGUGAACGACUCGGACAUGGUGGACAAAAUGUUUGGAUUCCUCGGUACAACUACCUCACUUCCAGGCCAGGAAGGACAGGCGCCCAAUGGCUUUGAGGACCUCGAGCGUGUCCAGAAGGAGCUGGAGGAAGAAGAUUUAGAUGCAGCUUUGCCCCUCCCUGAGGAAGAGGAGGAAGACCUCUCAGAGUACAAGUUUGCCAAGUUUGCAGCCACGUACUUCCAGGGCACGACAACACACACCUACAUCCGCCGGCCUCUCAAGCAGCCUCUUCUGUAUCAUGAGGAUGAAGGCGACCAGUUGGCAGCCCUCGCAGUGUGGAUCACUAUCCUUCGUUUCAUGGGAGACCUUCCUGAGCCUAAGUACCACACAGCAAUGAGUGAUGGCAGUGAGAAGAUUCCCGUGAUGACCAAAAUCUAUGAGACUCUAGGGAAGAAGACCUAUAAAAAAGAACUGCAGGCCCUACAGGGGGAAGGAGAGAGCAUCGAUGGACACAAGAAGAACAGUGUGAGGCACAAACUGGUCUCCUUGACUCUCAAGAAGAAGUCCAAGCUGACUGAAGAGGUUACCAAGAGACUUCAUGAUGGUGAGUCCACCCUCCAAGGCAACAGCAUGCUCGAAGACCGGCCUACCUCCAACUUGGAGAAGCUCCAUUUCAUUAUUGGUAAUGGCAUCCUCAGGCCAGGAUUAAGGGAUGAAAUCUACUGUCAAAUCUGCAAGCAGCUGACCCAGAAUCCUUCCAAAAGCAGCCAUGCCAGAGGCUGGAUCCUCAUGUCCCUGUGUGUGGGAUGCUUCGCUCCCUCUGAAAAGUUUGUGAAGUAUUUAAGGAACUUCAUCAAUGGAGGGCCUCCCGGUUACGCUCCGUAUUGCGAAGAGAGACUGAGGAGGACGUUUGUAAACGGGACGAGGACGCAGCCUCCCAGCUGGUUGGAGUUGCAGGCCACCAAGUCCAAGAAGCCCAUCAUGCUGCCCGUUACAUUUAUGGAUGGGACGACGAAGACGCUGCUAACUGACUCAGCGACAACAGCGAAAGAGCUCUGUAAUUCCCUGGCCGACAAGAUCAGCCUGAAGGACCGGUUUGGGUUUUCACUUUACAUUGCACUAUUCGACAAGGUCUCUUCCCUGGGAAGUGGCAACGACCACGUGAUGGAUGCCGUGUCUCAGUGUGAGCAAUACGCCAAGGAGCAGGGCGCUCAGGAGCGCAACGCACCUUGGAGGCUCUUCUUCAGGAAGGAGAUUUUCACCCCUUGGCACAACCCGAAUGAAGACAACGUGGCCACGAACCUCAUUUACCAGCAGGUCGUGCGGGGGGUGAAGUUCGGGGAAUACCGUUGUGACAAGGAAGAAGAUCUGGCAGAGCUGGCUUCCGAACAGUACUAUGUGGACUAUGGGACCGAGAUGGUUCUGGAGCGACUCCUCAACUUGAUCCCCUCCUACAUCCCCGACAGGGAGAUUACUGCUUCGAAAACCGUGGAGAAAUGGGCUCAGCUCAUUAUAGCUGCACAUAAGAAGGGAAUUUAUACUCAGAAGAGAGCAGACCCCAAAAAAGUCAAGGAGGAGGUGGUGGAUUUUGCACGUUUCAAGUGGCCUUUGCUGUUUUCUAGAUUCUAUGAAGCUUUCAAAUUUUCAGGGCCAAGUCUGCCCAAGAAUGAUGUGAUUGUAGCUGUCAACUGGACUGGGGUGUACUUUGUGGAUGAACAAGAGCAGGUCCUCCUGGAACUCUCCUUCCCAGAGAUCACCGCUGUCUCGAGCAGCAAAGGGGGAAAACUCCAAGGGCAGAGCUUCACCAUGGCCACCAUUAAAGGGGAUGAAUACACCUUCACCUCCAACAAUGCAGAGGACAUCCGAGACCUUGUGGUGAUCUUUUUAGAAGGACUAAGGAAAAGGUCAAAAUAUGUGGUCACUCUCCAAGACAACCCAAAUCCCGUGGGAGAAGAAUCUGGAUUCCUCAGCUUCCUUAAAGGAGACCUGAUCAUUCUGGACCAAGACACUGGAGAACAAGUAAUGAACUCAGGAUGGGCUAAUGGCGUCAAUGAAAGGACCAAACAGAGAGGAGAUUUCCCAACAGAUUCUGUUUAUGUUCUGCCUACUGUCACCAUGCCUCCUCUGGAGAUUGUGGCACUUGUCACGAUGACCCCUGACCAGAGGCAAGAUGUCAUUCGAUCAGCCCAGCAGUCAAUUUCGGACAGCGAAGAAAGGGUGAAGCCGUACACCUUGGAAGAAUUUUCCUAUGAUUAUUUUAGGCCACCUCCCAAGCACACCCUGAGCCGGGUGAUGAUCACCAAGAACCGAGGGAAAGACAAGCUGUGGUGCUACACGCGGGAGCCAGUCAAGCAGCCCUUGCUGAAGAAAAUCCAGGGCAGCGAGGAGCUGUCCCAGGAGGCCUGCAUGGCAUUCAUUGCUGUGCUCAAGUAUAUGGGGGACUACCCAUCCAAAAGAACCCGCUCAGUCAACGAGCUAACGGACCAAAUAUUUGAAGGCGCCUUGAAGGCUGAGCCCCUGAAGGAUGAGAUCUACUGUCAGGUCCUCAAGCAGCUCACGGACAACCACAUUAAGUAUAGUGAAGAGAAAGGCUGGGAACUGCUGUGGCUGUGUACGGGCCUUUUCCCUCCCAGUAAUAUUCUCCUGCCCCACGUCCAGCGGUUUCUCCAGUCCCGGAAACACCACCCUCUCGCUGGCGACUGCAUCCAGAGACUGCAGAAGGCACUGAGGAAUGGUUCCAGGAAGUAUCCCCCCCAUCUGGUUGAAGUGGAGGCGAUUCAACACAAAACCACCCAGAUUUUCCACAAAGUUUACUUCCCCGAUGACACCGAUGAGGCAUUUGAAGUGGAGUCCAGCACCAAAGCCAAGGAUUUCUGCCAGAACAUUUCCAACCGCCUGCUGCUGAAGUCCUCGGAGGGCUUCAGCCUCUUUGUCAAAAUCUCGGACAAGGUCAUCAGUGUCCCAGAAGGAGACUUCUUCUUCGACUUUGUCAGACACCUUACAGACUGGAUAAAGAAAGCAAGACCGGCAAAAGAUGGUAUAGUGCCUUCUCUCACCUACCAAGUGUUCUUCAUGAAGAAACUGUGGACAAACACCAUGCCUGGCAAGGAUCCCAUGGCUGACUCUAUUUUCCACUAUUAUCAGGAAUUACCCAAGUACCUGCGGGGCUACCACAAGUGCAGCCGGGAGGAGGUCUUGCAGCUGGCCGCGCUCAUCUACCGUGUGAAGUUUGAGGACGACAAGUCCUACUUCCCCAGCAUACCCAAGCUCUUGAAGGAGCUGGUGCCUCAGGACCUCAUCCGGCAGCUCGCUCCAGAUGACUGGAAACGGUCCAUCGUGGCAUAUUACAAUAAGCACGCGGGCAAAUCGAGAGAAGAUGCCAAGCUUGCCUUCCUGAAGAUUGUCUUCAAGUGGCCUACAUUUGGAUCAGCUUUCUUUGAAGUGAAGCAAACCACAGAGCCAAAUUACCCAGAGAUCCUUUUAAUUGCCAUCAACAAGCAUGGAGUCAGCCUCAUCGAUCCCAAAAACAAGGAUAUCCUCAUCACUCACCCCUUCACCAAGAUUUCCAACUGGAGCAGCGGCAACACGUACUUCCACAUCACCAUUGGCAACCUGGUGAGGGGGAGCAAGCUGCUCUGUGAGACAUCCCUGGGCUACAAGAUGGACGACCUCCUGACGUCCUACAUCAGUCAGAUGUUAACAGCCAUGAGCAAACAGAGGAGUGCAAAGGGGAGCAAGUGAAUUGAAAGAAGCCCCUGGCAGGUGACCCUGGAGCUAAUUCACCAGCUGGGGCCGGUGGGGUAUCCCUGCAGCUGGGGGAAGACCUUUUCCUCCCAGAUGUGGAAAAUGAGCCGGACUCCACAUGGCAGCUCUUCAGACUCUGACAUGGAGGGCUCGAACCCCACCUCCCCUUCCAGCGAGGAUGACUAUCUAUGACGAUGACCUCCAAACUCCCCCUCUCCAGCUGUUGAACCCCGCUGCGUUCUAGACCUCAAAGCUUUCCAGGUGACGCCACCGCUCUCAGACAGUGACUGAGCAACAGAGAAACUCCAACAGGAUAUUUAUCGUGGCACCAAGAGAAUGAACUGGUGAAGGACUGUGAGGAAAAGAUGAAUCACUCUUCAUAAGGAGAAACUGAUGCAGAUGUUACAGGUUUCUGAGAUGUUCCAGGCCUCAAAGACUUGCAGAUCACUAAUGCAGCCCUACUCCAGCAUGAAGCCAGAUCCUGUGAGCAGCCCAGGGCUUAUUUUGGCUGUUACAAAAGACCAUCCAUUUUCUGUUCUUAAAAAAAAAAAAAGAAACUAUGUUCAGGGGGUAAAAAAAAAAAAGUGCAUUAAAAUAGGAUUAAAAGUAGGUGAAAAAAAACACAUAUAGAACAGGACAAACCACAUGUAAAACAGGUGGUAUUGUGAAUGCACUGAAGAUUGGGCGCAUUUUGCUGGAAGUAUUUAAAGACCAAGUUUUGAAGUUCUGGUUCUUAUUCUUUUAUUUAUUUAAUUUUAAAAAAAAAAAGAAAAGUUAAAAAAACAAAACACAAAAACGCUGGUUUCUGGCAGGCUGACUCUGGGGCAAGUCAAUAGGAAGGCCUUGCUCAGCUCCAGAGGACUAACCCAGUAGACUCGCUCAGAGAUGCAUCUUCAAAAGGACAAGACUGAGGGUGAAUGGCCAUAGGUCAAGAUUUUCUAACCUGAGAGCAGCCUAAAGCUCAGCACCCAAUCCUGGUGGAGCAGCCUGGGAAUGAAGCUGCUGAGAUCAACUGACCCCCCACUUUCAGACUGCACCUAGGAGGAGCGUGAGUUGUAGCUAGAAGGCUACACAUAGAAGAAAGGGUGCCCAGCUUUAGGUCCCCAGGUCUGGAAAACCUCAACUGAACCAUGCCAUGGUGCGUGCAACCCUGCAUGUUUCAGGCGCACUGCCGUUCCUUUCUUUGCAAAGCAAAUGCAGUGCAGCGUUGCAUGCAUUUCAGCUGCGCUCACUGCACAGUUAUUGUGUAACAUCAGUCCGAGGUGACAGAGGAGGGCAGAGAUGCUGGAAGUGAAGAAUAAACCCUGGGUACCAAUCUAGUAACAGUCCUUCUUGUCUGAUUUGCCCCAGCAAUGGUAGGCUGAAACCCUCCCAAUCCCAAUUUUGACUGGCUUCCAUCUUUCCGUUAACUAAACCAAGACUUUACUGCCAGCCAGCCCCAAGCUCUGGGGAACAUCUAGAUCCAAAGCUGAGCUGCGUGUUGUAGAAACAUCUCUCCCUUUUAAAUGUAGCCCUUCUGAGCAGGUGAGGAUGCUGCUGACAGACAGGUGCAAUGAAGGCUAAAAAAUUGGCCCUGGCAAUACAAAUCCAAGUGUUUCCCAAUGCAGAGGAAACAACUUGUUACUCGCCUCAUACAAAGAGCUCAACACCUCUAUAAUCCUCCCCAAGAUCACAGGCUAUGUCCACCUGAUCCUACAAGUGGCCUCCUAUACACAAGAUGCCCCUGAGAUGGCCCCUGAGUCUCUUCUCCCAGCAGCACUGGGUUUCAGCGGCAGGUAGGGACAUCACCUUCUGUUUUAGGAGGUUUCAUGUUGCAUGGAUGAGCAAUAGAGAUAACUGCAAAGGAUGUGUUUGUUAGAACAAGGUGGGGCCACGUACAACCAGAGAGAGCACAGCAGGUUAAACUGGAAAGGCCCCGAAAUCUAAGUCUAAACAGAAUUCAUGCAUUCAGCACAUCUGAUCAUCUCUUGUGUCCUAUAUCUGUAACAAAAGACCUCAAUCAGUUGGGUCCUCUGGUGAGGUGGGAAUCGACCAACUUCAACGGGUUUUGGGUCUGGUCUCUGGUUUGCACAGCAGGUUUGCCACCUGCCAGUCAAGCCCUUCACCUCUGGGGCUGUUGCGAUCAAACAUCUUAAAGAUGGAAGGGACCUUACGCAUCCUACCCAAAGGCUGGCUUUGCUGCACCUAAAUGAUGGCACAGGGACUCCGUGUGUCACCAGGUAAAGUGCAGACAGGGCUCAAAGGGUUGUGUGGCUCCCAACAGGAUGCGCUAGAAAGGAAUGAGUUUGAAAGUACGUGGCAUCAGGCGAGGCCGUAGGACAAUUUUGGUCCUGGUGCCACUAAUGCUGAGUGGCUUUCCAUAGAAAUGGGCUUGGUUCUCUUGGUACCUUUGGGUGAGCUGGGCUAGUUUGAUAAAAGCAAUCUCCUUUUUUAACUCUACGAUGUCCUAAUCCCAGUAACUUCCUCAUCUGCUUCCCCUGUUCUGCUUUCCCUCCAUUCCUCUGCUCUCAGCACAUACUGUUCAUUGUCACGGCCUCAUUAUGCACAAAAAGCAAGACUUCCCAAGGGGCCAGUACCAAAUUAACUCCUGCUAUAGUGCAGGAGACACAGUACCAUCCUGGGGUUAAAGAAGUGAUCCUCCCUCCCACCUCCUCCCCAGCCCAGGUUGUUCCACCAGCCGAAUACAGCCACUGGGAUGCAAUUUUGCUCCAGCUCCCACCAGAGUCAAUCAAAGCAACUCACCUGAAGCUGUGUGCCUUGCACUGAGAUAAAAGCAGCAUGAAAGCAGAACUGAGCUCCCUGCAUCGCCACCAUCAUUGGCACUUUCCAGGUGAAACUCCCCCUAUCAAUUGCAAUGUUUAAUAUUUCACCAGUGACCCACUGCAGCCUGCUGCCCUGUCCCAAACCAGGUACUCUUCCCUUCCAGCUGCCUACUCCAGAGGUCUCCAGCAGUGUCCAGCUGUCUAGUGCUCUCACGCGCAGUAGACAGUACAACAUAUCACUGUUCUCAAUGGUUGUGCCACCUAGAGCCAUUCACCGCUGUGCAGGUUGUCAUGCAACGGCCUCGUUAACAUGUACCGCUCGUGCUCCCAGUCGUAAUUAUCCUGAGCGUGUGUUUCCUGUGUCCGAAGUCCGUUUGGAAUCCAUGUGUGUGUCAUACCGUGUGUGUCUUAGAGCCUGUUUGUUUGUAUUCACACAAGUGGUGUAACAUGAAAACUUCUGUCCCGGUGAAAUACUCUAAUAAAAAAAAUAAAAUAAAACCGUGCACGGGAGGCUCUUCA